Molecule: messenger RNA, 357 nt
Organism: Williopsis jadinii
Lineage: Eukaryota; Fungi; Ascomycota; Saccharomycetes; Phaffomycetales; Wickerhamomycetaceae
Gene: OST2
Product: dolichyl-diphosphooligosaccharide-protein glycotransferase
Exons: 1
Biological process (GO): protein N-linked glycosylation
Cellular component (GO): oligosaccharyltransferase complex; membrane
Source: RefSeq, a predicted model, not a curated record
AAAGGUGCUAAGAAGGAAUCGUCAUGGUCUGAAUUCCAGCAGGCUAUUGAAGUCUCCUACAAGUCCUAUUUUGAAAACCUGACACCACGUUUAAAGCUUGUCGAUACCUUUCUGGUGUUCCUAGUGGUUGUUGCGUUGGUACAAUUCGUGUUUGUUAUCCUUGUUGGUACAUUCCCGUUCAAUGCCUUCUUGGGUGGGUUCAUAUCCACUGUGGGACAAUUUGUGCUGACGGUGUCGUUGAGAUUACAAUCUCUUCAGUCGAAUUCAAAGAUAUUCCCUGGAAUCAGUCCAGAGAGGGCAAUUGGUGACUACAUCUUUGCUUCUUUGAUUCUACAUUUCAUAGUGUAUCACUUCAUU